AUGUCACAAGGAACAACAUCUCCAGGGGUUUUCAUGUCCUUCUUCCGAUGGCUCCGGCUAAAGAACUACCAGUAUGAAGUGACAUUCUCACUAUACAUGCUGACUCCCAUAGAGAAAGUAGUUUUCAAUACUAUCCUUAUCCUCUUCAUUUCCAUGCUUAUCACCGCCGCCUACAUUUACCUACCAGACCAUGUCCUUUCUCUAUACCGACAUAUUAACUAUUACUGGGCUGGCCAGCCUGUCGCCGAUCAGAUCGCGUUACAUGCGGCCAACAUGAAGCUCUCUGCUGCUACCGCGAAUGCCGCCGCUGCGACAGCCGAGGCGUUGAAGGAACUAUAA
Messenger RNA from Nannizzia gypsea CBS 118893, 339 nucleotides. RefSeq lists its product as hypothetical. Lineage: Eukaryota; Fungi; Ascomycota; Eurotiomycetes; Onygenales; Arthrodermataceae. The record is from RefSeq and is a predicted model, not a curated record. Gene Ontology annotation, biological process: ceramide biosynthetic process. The coding region runs from base 1 to 339 and encodes 112 amino acids. The transcript is spliced from 2 exons. Gene Ontology annotation, cellular component: serine palmitoyltransferase complex. Gene Ontology annotation, molecular function: serine C-palmitoyltransferase activity.